AUGCGUGCGAGUUUCGGAACUAAAGACAAUUUGGGCCGUCUCGCCAAAUUGGCCACUACUGACCGCCAUCCGCUCGAAGGCUAUCCCGAAAAUUACCAUGCGGACUCGCCUAGUCCUGAAGAUCCUGCGGCUCGUCCGGGCGUGACACUAGGCAGCCGUCCUUCCUCCAGCAGUCUUACUGAGUCGGACUCGAAAUUAGGCAAACUCCAGCAAGAAAUCUCCGAAUUGACCGGCCGUGUCUCUCGGUUGCGGUCGCAGGCCCAUUCUACAGAGCUGCCAGAGAAAAAUACGGCGGAAUUGGAUUCUGUGCGUGUGCAAACAGCUUAUGCUAAGUUGGCGGCAGAAAUGGCUGCCCGUGAACGGCACCGCAAGAGGGCUGACGGCAGAUACAGAUCCAGCUUUGCCGAUGUCACGGCAGUACCUGUUGCGGCCACGAUUUUCGACGCUCCAUACUUCAAAAACUCCGACUUCUAUGGCUUUUACAUUUUGUUUUGGAUCGCCGUGGGCUUCAGCAUCUUGCGCAACCUCUGCCAUACAUGGCUCAACCAGUCCCUUUCCUUCUACAACGCGCCUGUGCUCUCUAUUUUUUUGUCGGGACUCCCCAAGAUCGCCGUCACAGACUUGGUGAUGUACUUGAGCACGUAUGGAACUUUUUUCAUUCAGUAUGCCUGUCGCCACGGCUGGAUCUCGUGGCAGCUGUCUGGCUGGAUAAUACAAUCCUUGUAUGAAGUUGUCUUUUCGCUGUUUUGGAUUUACUUUGUUGCUGCGCAUGUGGUUCGGGACCAAUGGAUCGGCCGUGUAUUUUUAGUGCUCCAUCUGUUGGUGCUUUUGAUGAAAAUCCACUCGUAUGCGUUUUAUAAUGGCUACCUUUGGGGCAUUUUGACCGAGUUGCAGCUUUCUGAAGAGUACCUAAAGCGUCUUGGUUCCGAGUCUCUUGCGAUCCCGGAAGGUUAUUCUGUCGAUAACAUGCGGGAGCUUCUUUUGAACAGUAUCGCCUUCUGCAAAUACGAGUUGCUUCACCAAUCACACCAUAUUACGAAAGCACAAGACAAAGAUGUCACAGAGAAACUGUCUGCUGAGCUUUGUGAGUCCUUGCUCAAAUUCCCAAAGAACAUCAGCUUGAAGAACUACUUUGAGUACACCAUGUAUCCAACAGUGGUGUACGAGCUUGUGUAUAUCCGCACUAAAAACAUCCGCUGGUUCUAUUUGGCGGAAAAAGUUUGUGCAGUGAUUGGCGUUGUUUCGGUGAUGUUGAUUGUUGCCGAGCUGGGAAUCAAUCCUUUGGUUGUUAAAUGUAAUGCUGCCCGUGGAGUUAAUUUGUCAGCAGGCGAGCGCUUCAAAUUGUACUGUCUUGUUCUCAUCGACAUGAUUCCUCCAUUUGCUACAGAGUACUUGCUUGUGUUUUACUUGAUUUGGGACACAAUCUUGAACGGUAUUGCCGAGUUGAGUUAUUAUGCUGAUCGUGACUUCUAUGGACCCUGGUGGUCUUGCACUGACUGGUCUGAGUUUGCCCGUAUUUGGAACAAACCUGUGCACCGUUUCCUUCUUCGCCAUGUGUACCAUUCGUCGAUCAGUGCCCUUUCGCUUACCAAGCUUCAGGCCACACUAAUGACUUUCUGGAUCUCGGCAAUAGUGCACGAGCUUGUGAUGUACUUGAUUUUUAACCGUGUUCGUGGCUAUCUCUUGAUUUUCCAGAUGGCGCAGAUUCCUCUUGUGAUCAUUAGUCGGACACUGUUCAUGCGUCAUCGCAAGAUUCUUGGGAAUGUGAUAUGCUGGUUUGGUUUUGUAGCUGGACCACCAAUCAUUUGUACGCUCUACUUGGUGUACUAA
Clavispora lusitaniae ATCC 42720 is the source of this 1830-nucleotide messenger RNA. It is a transcript of the gene ARE2, whose product is annotated as sterol acyltransferase. Gene Ontology annotation, molecular function: ergosterol O-acyltransferase activity. The record is from RefSeq and is a predicted model, not a curated record. Gene Ontology annotation, cellular component: endoplasmic reticulum membrane. NCBI's taxonomy places the organism in Eukaryota, Fungi, Ascomycota, Pichiomycetes, Serinales, Metschnikowiaceae. Gene Ontology annotation, biological process: ergosterol metabolic process.